This is a messenger RNA of Malaya genurostris, 1359 nucleotides long. Its product is annotated as serine protease snake-like. Lineage: Eukaryota; Metazoa; Arthropoda; Insecta; Diptera; Culicidae. Gene Ontology annotation, biological process: proteolysis. Bases 166 to 1134 code for a protein of 322 amino acids. The record is from RefSeq and is a predicted model, not a curated record. The transcript is spliced from 5 exons. Gene Ontology annotation, molecular function: serine-type endopeptidase activity.
AAUCUCAUUAGCUGAUAGUUCAAACAUCUCCCACUCUCAGAAGACGAGCAAACAGAAACUCGUUCGAUACUAGCGGCUAUCGGACAUUCUAUUUGUUUGGUUCGAAAAGAUGAGUCUAUUACUAGCGAUCGUUUGAUAGUUUCAGAAUGUAAUCACCGUAAAAUCAUGCUGUUGACUGUCGUAAGUUUGUCGCUGUUCCUGGUCGGCUCCCGGGUCACGGAAGUUGUUGAUGCUCAAUGGACAGCCGAGAUGAAAUGCCAGGGCUAUCGUAAUCUGACGGUUUCGAGGACGGCCAUCAUUCCGUUGAUCGCCCGGCCUGUGCCGGUCUUUCAGGAAAUGUUCCAAUGUUCCCAAACGGUUGAUGUGAUUGUGGGUGGCGAGGAAGCACUGGAGGGAGAAUUUCCGCACCAUGCACUGAUCGGUUGGCCGGCUGAGGCUCAACGUGAUGAGGAGUACGAGUUCCUUUGUGGUGGAUCGUUGAUUAGUGAACAGUUUGUGGUGACAGCGGCUCACUGUGGUGCCGACAGUGCCAGAGGUCGCCCGGUCGUUGUUCGCUUGGGUGAGUACGAUUUGGAGAAUGAGCUGGAUCACCAGGUGGAUUUCGAUAUCGCCCAAAUUGUAAGACAUCCGAAGUACCGGGGCAGAACUGCCUACCAUGACAUUGCGCUGGUUCAGCUGAAGCGAAAGGUAAAAUUUUCCGCCUUCAUCCGUCCAGCCUGCCUGUGGACGUCGAAUUCACUCAACUAUACGACCGCAAUUGCCAGUGGAUUUGGACAGUUGGGAUUUUUAAUGAAGACUGCUCGAAAACUGAACAAGGUUUCAUUGCAACUUUUCGACUCGAACGUGUGCGAGAAAUCCUUUCCGAGAAUCCGUAAAUUGCAAAACGGAAUAAUUGAUAGUCAGAUGUGCGUUGGAAGCUUCGAUGGGAGAGACACCUGCAAAGGGGAUUCCGGUGGUCCACUUCAAGUCAAAACCGAACAGCAGGGGUGUUUGUUCCAUCUCAUUGGAAUCGUUUCCUGGGGACAGGAUGCCUGUGGCUACGGUCAGAGUUUAGCCAUCUACACGAAGAUUGCCUCCUACGUGAGUUGGAUCGAACAAAUUGUCUGGGAGACAGAAGUAUGGAUAUGGGACUGAAGUAUAAGUGAAUAUAAGGAGACCAUGAUUCUAUUAAUAAAAGUUGCCAUUCAUUUUCCUGACAGUCCCGUUGGGCCAGUGCACGCAGUAGUGAUCAGAAAGUGGAAAUUGCUGUCCGGAGUUUGUCUUUCGGUGAUGUUAACAUUAAGUAGCUUUAGUAUAGUUUCAAAAGGUUAUGUUAAACUUUCGUUUGAAGCAGGAAUUUUAAUAAAAAGAUUCUUUAAU